Astrephomene gubernaculifera is the source of this 2098-nucleotide messenger RNA. NCBI's taxonomy places the organism in Eukaryota, Viridiplantae, Chlorophyta, Chlorophyceae, Chlamydomonadales, Astrephomenaceae. The record is from the annotation of a GenBank genome assembly.
CUUUGGAGCAAGGCUGUGUUCAAGCCAUGCUGUUACCUCUCUGUGUUUGUUAGGAUCUAGGGUAUACGUUUUCCUUAAGACGAUACGCUUUGCUUUUACCUAACGUGGAUCCGAAUUAAAAACUCUUUAGUUACAACAGUUCUAUUCCCUUCGCACAAAUAAUCCAAUGUUCUCAAGAGCGCAGCUCCCAGCACGCUCGCCCCACCGGCACAGUCCGGCUCCAGCUAGGACGCAUAGCUUCAAACCAUUUACAGCUAUCAGACCACCUAUUCAACAUUACAGGCGGCAAUUGCUGCAGGCUUCGGGCCCUGCGCCCCUAGUAUACGUGGAGGGCUACAAGGAGGUCGAGGAGGUUGCCGGUGCGCGCCUUGUCGUCGAUUCUGACACACCGCGUGUCGAAUACCUCAUUAAAUGGAAGGACGGAUCGGAGGACACAUGGGAGGUGGGUGCGGACCUGUCGGAGGACCUGGUGCGGGACUUUGAGGAGAAGUGGUGGGCGGCGGCCAGGAAGGCCGACCUGGACACCAUGAUCCACAUGCUGGGUGGGGCGCGGGAGCUGCUGGCCAACGCAGUGGAUGAGAACGGCAGGAGUGCGCUCCACUUCGCCGCUGCACUGGGCAACGCGGACUGCUGCCGGCUGCUGCUGGAGGCGGGGGCGGACGUGGACCUGCAGGACAAGGAGGGCUUCACGCCCCUCCACAUGGCCGCCGGCUACAUGCACACCUCGAGCUGCGCGGUGCUGCUGGAGGGCGGCGCCAACCCCGAGCUGCGCGACAGCAGCGGGCGGGACGUGGUGCGGCUGGUGGAGGGGCUGCGGGGCAGCAUGCCGCUCAGCAUGGGCAGCGUGCAGCGCAGGCUGGCGCUGGAGGAGGUGGCAAACUGCCUCACGGACAGGCUGUACGACGAGGUGACCCCCGCUGCCGUACUCAACAUGCGCACCGGCCCCGACGGCAGCCGCGAGUUCCUGGUUGCCUUCCCCGCUUCCGACGGCCGCGACGACGAGUGGGUGCCUGAGAGCCGGGUGGGGUCGGAGGUGCUGGGGGACUUCCUGGCGGGGCUGGAGUACGCGAGCGCGGAGGAGGUGCUGGAUGUGGUGCAGGUCGGCACCGAGCGGCGCUUCAAAAUUAAGUGGGCGGAUGGCUACCCGACCUCCUGGGAGCCCGAGGAGCACGUGCCGCCCGAGCUGAUCGCGCUCUUCGCCUCGCAGCAGCCGCAGCUCUUCAGCCAGCGGACCAGUGCGGAGGCAGCGGCGCGCGCGGAGGCAGCGGGCGGCUGGGAGCAGCUGGAGGGGCAGGCGGGGGCGGAGGGGGAGGGAGCGGGGGAGGGGGAGUACCAGACGCAAGCCACACCGCUGGCGUACGGUCGCGGGGCGGCGGCGAAAGACGCGGAGGAGCAGCAAUCAGGGAGCUUGGAGGGCUUGGGAGGCGAGGGUGGAAACGGGGAUGGGAUAAGAGGGUUACCUCAGCAGCUGCGGGUGUUGCCGGAUCAGCAGCGGGAGACGGUGGGUUCAGCGAGGUAGAAGGUAGGGAAAAGUCGGAUGCAUGGGGUGUUGGGGCUAGGGAAUAAAAGAAUAGAGAUGGGAUGAGAUUGAGGGGCAAGGUGUGAUAGCGGAGGGUGUGUUAUGCGACUCGGUGUGGUGGUGAUGAGCGGCUGCACAGACCGCAGUGCCCAUGCCCGUGGACAUGCUAGGCAUUGAGGGGUUGGUGAGCACUGCCAAGUGCUGCGUCAGAGCACAGGAGCUCGUAGAGUAGCAUGGAUCGUAGUGUAGUACGGAUUUAGGAGGUCUUCCAUACCAUCGUACUGGAAUAUUAACCAGAGUUGGUCGCCAGGGAUGUGACGGUAGGCAAGUUGGGUGCUGCAAAGGACUGGGUGUCGUGUGCGCACGAGAGAAGAUAGCGGGAUGGAGGUUGAGCCGGACAACGGUUGGACUCUGGGGCGGUGUUGUCAUGUGAAGUCCUGCAAUUUUGAUGCCGAUUGCCGAAAUUGACGGGUUAUAAUCCCUCAUGACGGAACACGCUGGCUAGCGCUGCUGUGGGAGGACUCGUGUUGUAACAGGCCGCGAGUAUGUUGCUGCCCGAAGCUCUCACUGCUGGAGCAU